Messenger RNA from Pieris rapae (cabbage white), 3173 nucleotides. RefSeq names its product uridine phosphorylase 1. The transcript has 9 exons. Gene Ontology annotation, biological process: nucleotide catabolic process; uridine catabolic process. Lineage: Eukaryota; Metazoa; Arthropoda; Insecta; Lepidoptera; Pieridae. The record is from RefSeq and is a predicted model, not a curated record. Gene Ontology annotation, cellular component: cytoplasm; cytosol. The coding region runs from base 274 to 1407 and encodes 377 amino acids. Gene Ontology annotation, molecular function: uridine phosphorylase activity.
AAAAUCGUUAUAAAAUUUGAAUUAAACAAAGAAUGCAUUGUAAACAUGUUCCCGUUCCUCGUAAUUUUCAAACCUUCACCAUUUGUAUUUGUGUUUUCGACGAGCUCAUUGUAAGUAUGGUUACCAGUUACGACAGUACAAUAACAUAAUCGCAAGUGACUAGCUGUAGCUGUUUAGUGUUUAACCACAUUUCAUAUUGUGCUCUCCGUAACAACACGUCGAUUGCGGUGGAUUUUUUUUACGAUCAAAGAAAAACAAGUGGCGUCAUUAAAUAUGCCUUUAAAUGGAGUGGCCGUGGAUAAUGGCCUGAAAAAUAACGGUGAGAACCAGAACAAUUCAAAUCAUGAGCCACAUCGAAAGACUUACGAAGAAGAAUUUUCCCAAAAUGACUCGGAGGUCGACAAUUUGGAUGCUAUUAGGUAUCCCGAUGGAUCGGUGCGUCUCCGGAAUCCGAAUAUUGAACUCAUGGAUCAAGACAUAUUGUACCACCUGGCGCUGGGAAGUGGCUCCCAUGACUUGGUCGAGAUGUUUGGGGAUGUUAAGUUUGUCUGCAUGGGCGGAACUCCCAAACGAAUGGAGCAGUUUGCCUACAACAUAAUGGCAGAAAUUGGCCACAAACUGCCAUGCGGAACUACGCUGCAGGACAUCAGUCAUUUUUCCUACCGCUACUCGAUGUAUAAAGUUGGACCUGUACUGUCUAUAAGUCACGGUAUGGGAAUUCCAUCAGUGGGCAUUCUACUCCACGAAGUCAUAAAACUUAUGUACCACGCUAAAGUUCGGGACCCAGUGUUCUUCAGGAUAGGGACUUGUGGCGGAAUCGGUCAUGAGGGUGGUACAGUGAUUAUUUCAGAGGAAGUUGUCGAUGGAGCACUUCGUAAUGUCCUUGAAUUGACCGUUCUUGGAAAGACACUUCAAAGACCAGCAAAAUUGGAUAGAAGGCUGGCACGAGAACUCAAGGCCAUGGGAGAUCCCGAAGAUCCUUAUGACACAGUGACAGGGAAAACUAUGUGCACAUACGAUUUUUAUGAAGGUCAAGGUCGUCUAGACGGUGCCUUCUGCGACUUCACAGAAAAUGAUAAAAUGGAAUAUUUGGAGAGUAUUCAUAAAUCGGGUGUGGUGAAUAUAGAAAUGGAGUCGUUGGCUUUCGCAGCACUAACUCAUCACGCUGGUAUUAAGGCAGCUGUCAUCUGCGUCACCCUAUUGGACAGAUUGAAAGGAGAUCAGGUUCUAGCUCCAAAGGAAGUCUUGGAUGAGUGGCAGCAACGUCCGACAAAACUUGUUUCUCGCCACAUUAAAAGAUACCUACAGAUGAAAGGUCGUCUGUCCUUAGACGGACAUGGUUCUGUCGCUGUAAAGAGUCCGCGUCGAUUCAAGCUGGUCCAGCAAGAGUCUGAAACCUACGACUAAAAUAUCAUUGCUAUGUAGAAUCCUUGUAAGGUAAAACGAAGGUGACGGAAUGUAGAUUUUCAGAAAGAUUUCUGUUGAAAGAAUUCGAAUGAUACAUUUUAUCAAAUUACGGAAUAAUUGUUUGCAUUGGUUAGUCAAUUUCAUUAAAAACAAAAUCGUACAAAAUCAUCAAAAUUGAAUUCACACAAUUUUAACUGCCACAAAUGUUUAAAUAUUUCUCGUUGACGCGUAUGUCGCCAAUAAUUAUAUCAAUGUUAGUAUUAAGCAUAUUUAUUGGUAUAGAUGUGUAUUUUUUAUAGUUAUCAUAUUUAUUUUAUAUUUCGAUAUCAGAAGAAAAGAAUUAUAGAUUGUGAUGAAAUGAAUAAUUUAUUUGCUUCCUCUUUUUAUCCAUACACGGUUGUUGCCCUAAUGUGUUUUACAUUUUGAGCACAAUUAUUUAGUUAAGUGCCAAUACAUAUCUGUAUUUCUAAAAUAUAUCUUUAACCUAGUUUUCAUUACUUUUUAUGUAUUUUAAAGCUGAACUUGAUAAAUAUUUCACUUGUUUUUUACACCUUCUUAAUAACUUUUUAAAAAAUAAAUUUCUUAUACGAAAAUGAUUACUAUCUUGCAGAAUAAAAAAAUGUUUUGAUAAAAACUUUGUUAGUGUUUUUAAAGUACUUAAAAUGGAUUGAAUAAUUUCGGUAGCGUGUGUGCAAGUCUAAAUAAAAUAUUGUUUCAUUUAAUAAUGUUAAGUAAAGAACUAUUUAUUUCAAAAUGCAUCCAGCGUUAGCCUUGCAUUGUGAUUGAAAGUAGAAGUCUACGUAAAAUUCAUAUCUUUUUAAUAUGCGGUUCAACAAAUACUUAAAUAUCUAAUGCAAUGGCUGUUAUUAUGCAUGUCUGAGAGGUUUUGCAAAAUGUAAGGAUAAAAAUGUAUGAUUAGUAGUUUGCCUAAGUAAGUUCCUAAGUGUUAAGGUUUCUGUUGAAAAGCUACUCCUAAGAUUUUUAACUCAGCACUAUUUAAUUUUAUAAUCUGUUUAUUACUGUAGAAUGAAGGUACAAUAACUUAUCAUAGUUUAGUAUCGACUGAGGUCGGUGUGUUUUAAAUUUUUUAAACUUUAAAUGUGCUUCCACGGAAUAUUGUAUUUGAUUGUUAAUUGUUCAUGCACAAACUGUUGUCGAUGCUUACGGUGUUGAUAUCUUUUAUAGAAUCUCGACACGUUUAUAGUUAUAAUAUAUAUUUAAUAAUACGAUACUUAUCGGAAAACUAAUAAAGAUCGCAUGCCAUCGAUUUAACGAUUCGUUACAAAGGAGUGAGAGUUAGAUGAAAUAUAAAUUUUUCAAUGAGCGUUUCAUGUAGCGGCUAGUUAAUCGAAGAUUAAUCACUUGUAUUCAAUGGCACCAAUAUCUAAUAAGAAUAUGCCUAGUAUUUUAGUAAGUGUUAAAAGGAUAUUUAAUAACAAUCUCACUUUAUGUUAUUAUUAUUCAAAUGUUUUGAUUAUACAAAAUUAACUGUUCAAUCUCUUCCUAAUAAUCCAUUUGUUGAGAAAUAACAUAUCUUUUAAGCAGUUUAUCUACAUAUUGUUACCUUGUUCCGAAAUUCAAUGUAAUGUUAAUAACAAAUUACAAUAUUUUCAUAAAUGUUAUAUUCCGAUGAAAAUAUUAGGUUUAUAUACUACACAAUAAAAUUUUAAUAUAAUGGUUAAUAAUAUUUAUAAGGGAUUCGAGAUGUUCGACUUUAAGGCUUAAGGUGUGUUAAAUAACGAAUUAAAGGAAUUUUGUUCUCCAAA